This is a messenger RNA of Pseudoliparis swirei, 1754 nucleotides long. Its product is annotated as D(1) dopamine receptor-like. NCBI's taxonomy places the organism in Eukaryota, Metazoa, Chordata, Actinopteri, Perciformes, Liparidae. The record is from RefSeq and is a predicted model, not a curated record. Gene Ontology annotation, cellular component: membrane. The transcript has 2 exons. Gene Ontology annotation, biological process: adenylate cyclase-activating adrenergic receptor signaling pathway. Bases 636 to 1754 code for a protein of 372 amino acids. Gene Ontology annotation, molecular function: G protein-coupled receptor activity.
AGCAGAUCGGCGGGGAGGACUCCAGUGAGAGCGCGUCGGUCGGCGGCUGCGACAUGUGGACGCUGCUGUGUGUGUGAUGACUUCACUCAGCGACGUGGAACCAGGCGCGUCUCUAGGAUUUGGAUACAUCCGGGGCUUAGCCAGUGCGAGCGUUGUUACGUGCGCCUGCUGCCAGUCUGACUCCGCUGUUUUGGUUGAAAACAUUCGGGGCUAAUGAUAAAACAUCCGGGGCUUUAGCCCCGGGUUUUUUAGCCUAGGGACGCCACUGCGUGGAACCACCGGAGAAUCCACCGGGGCCGCUCUCCGGUUGGCUUUGGGGACUCGGUGCGCUUUGGAUUUACUUUGCGCUCCUCGCGGACGCGACGGGACGUUUAUUUUGAAAUCUAGAACCCCGAGCGACAGCUGGCAGGAGCGAACAGGCAGAGGCGCUCAGGUCAUCACGUUGACUUAUUCUCUGCAGCUCAAAUGAUGUCGAAUCACCGAGUCGGAGGGAAGAAGUUCUGCCCGGCGACGCUUUGCCUCCGACGCCUCGUCCCUCAUCCCUUAUCAGAAGACACGGCGAUGGCCAUAUAUGGCGAGGUUGAAGCGCGGGAGCCUCCGAGGUUCUGCUCGGCGCGGAUGUAACUUGUUCGGGGAUGGAUCUCGUGAACCUCACGACCGUCGCGGACGCCGGGUUCCUGGACGAGGCUCCGCCCAGCCGCGUCCUCACCGGCUGCUUCCUCUCGCUGCUCAUCCUCGCCACGCUGCUGGGCAACACGCUGGUCUGCGCCGCCGUCACCAAGUUCCGCCACCUGCGCUCCAAAGUCACCAACUUCUUCGUGAUCUCGCUGGCCGUGUCGGACCUCCUGGUCGCCGUGCUGGUGAUGCCGUGGAAGGCGGCGACGGAGAUCGCCGGCUUCUGGCCGUUCGGCUCCUUCUACGACACCUGGGUGGCCUUCGACAUCAUGUGCUCCACGGCGUCCAUCUUGAACCUCUGCGUGAUCAGCUUGGACCGCUACUGGGCCAUCUCCAGCCCCUUCCGCUACGAGAGGAAGAUGACGCCCCGGGUGGCCUGCGUGAUGAUCGGCGUGGCCUGGACGCUGUCCGUGCUCAUCUCCUUCAUCCCGGUGCAGCUCAACUGGCACAAGGCCCAAAGUAAACCCCACGCGGCUCACCUCCCCGGCUCCUCCUCUUCCUCUUCCGGCGCUAACGCCACGUCUGAGAACUGCGACUCCAGCCUGAACCGGAGCUACGCCAUCUCCACCUCCCUCAUCAGCUUCUACAUCCCCGUGGCCAUCAUGGUGGCCACCUACACGCAGAUCUACCGCAUCGCCCACCGGCAAAUCCGCCGCAUCUCCGCCCUGGAGCGAGCGGCGGCGAGCGCCAAGAACCGACACGACAGCGUGGGCGGGGCCUCCAGCGUCGGCGAGUCCGAGAGCUCCUUCAAAGCGACGUUCAAGAGGGAGACCAAGGUGCUGAAGACGCUGUCGGUGAUCAUGGGCGUGUUCGUGUGCUGCUGGCUGCCGUUCUUCAUCCUCAACUGCAUGGUGCCCUUCUGCGAGCAGCCGAGCGGCGGCGAGGGCGGCGAGGGCGGCGAGGGCGGCGAGGCCUUCCCCUGCAUCAGCCCCGCCACGUUCGACGUGUUCGUGUGGUUCGGCUGGGCGAACUCCUCCCUCAACCCCAUCAUCUACGCCUUCAACGCCGACUUCCGCAAGGCCUUCUCCAUCCUGCUGGGCUGCAGCCGGCUGCAUCCAGGAGGCCACAACAAGAAGUGA